UGCGAGCAACCGUUGGGGGCCAAUGUGGGCUUGCUGGCGUCUCCAUUGCAUGGCGUUUUCUGAGAGAUGUUCUGAAGAGCUUGCAAGAUCGCCCUGCACAUUUGUUCCUUUCCCACUCGACGUGAUGCUGGUCAUGCAUCCCAUUCCACGAGAUGCACGUGGGCCAUGGUGGCUCAACAAAUUAUAGAACCCCGCGCUACUCGCGGAGCCAAUGAAUGACCGUGCUUUGUCAAAUCUUUCUCACCUCUGUCGCCGCGCCUCGAUCCGAAUGCGGAGAUGAAGGUGCUUGCAAUCUUCACUUUUUACUGCGUCACCCAUGCCCUGCGUCCAGAAUUGGAUUUGACGGAAGGACAUUUGAAUUGGCACGCCGGAACAUCGGAGAAGCGGAAGCUUCGAAGUGAAAUGGGAUCAGCGGUACAGAUGCUGAUGGAAGCUGCAGAUAGUUUCUUCUUGAGCGCUGCCAUGCAGGCAGAGCGCGCUGAAGCGGAGAGCUAUCAGGUGGCCCAGGGAAUUUCUCAACUGGGACUACCUCUGCAAGAGCGAUUCCGGAUCUUUGCAGUGGCUCGAGCCCUGCGCUCGAUGGGUGAGCAAUCGGGAGGCCUCGCACCUAUAGAGCCAACGAGCGCCUUGGAGGGGCCUCGCCGUCGCUCGCGGGAUCGGAAUCGCACCCGGUGGACGGCCCUCAACGGUGUAG
Molecule: messenger RNA, 694 nt
Organism: Durusdinium trenchii
Lineage: Eukaryota; Dinophyceae; Suessiales; Symbiodiniaceae
Source: the annotation of a GenBank genome assembly